Spodoptera frugiperda (fall armyworm) is the source of this 840-nucleotide messenger RNA. RefSeq lists its product as uncharacterized. Gene Ontology annotation, biological process: 2-oxoglutarate metabolic process. The record is from RefSeq and is a predicted model, not a curated record. The coding region runs from base 116 to 385 and encodes 89 amino acids. The transcript is spliced from 2 exons. NCBI's taxonomy places the organism in Eukaryota, Metazoa, Arthropoda, Insecta, Lepidoptera, Noctuidae.
AUUCUGUAUUCUCUUUGGACAUUAAACAUCUGACUGUCAAACUACAGCCGAAAAAAUAAAAAUUUUAUUCUAAAAAUUAAAAUACUUUUGGCUAAGUCCCUUAGUUGAUAUCAUAAUGGUACGAGUUACUCCAGUUCUUGCUCGUAUUCCCGUUAUAAAAUUUCGUAAGGGUGGAUUAGGUGGUGCAUCGAGACCCGCCGCUGCAGCUGCACCAGCAAGCGCUGCACCAUCUGCAUCUGCAGCACCUGCAGCCGCGCCAGCCCAAAUGCAGCCAAAGGCAGCUAUGAGUACAUCCGUGCCAGACAUAGAUCUGCCUCUCCGCUACAGAAGGCAACCUCUAUCAGAUGAAGAAAUUGCUUACAUCAACGGCGGAGGAAUUGUUUAGUCCUUCAACUUAAAAUAUAGUAGAUGCAGUUUUCAAUAGUAGAACUUGGUUAAUAAUAUAGUUAUUAUUAUCUUAGUAUUUUUCUAAAUUAAAGUUUAUAAAACAUACAAAUGUGCUUUGGAUUAGAAGAUAAUGGAAUAUGUGUGAUGUAAAAUCCUUAGUCUGAUUAUACAUAUAGUAAGACUAAAAAUAUAGCUUAGAAAUCAUAUCUAAGCUAAAUUUUAACUUCUAAAUAGAAAAAAAUAAUUUUACAAUUUUUCCCAUCACCUUAUAUCACACUAUACUAAAAUGAUAAAAUAUUAACAAAAAAUUUCUUCAGCUUAGAUAGAGAUUAAUUAUUGUAAGUGGCUUACUCAAAGCAAACAACAUAGUUGGAUCUAUGUAUAUUUAUUUUUAUGCAUUGAUAUGUUACUAUUUAUUAAAAUUAUACUUUGAAUAAGUUGCUCACUUGAAAA